This is a messenger RNA of Cryptococcus amylolentus CBS 6039, 939 nucleotides long. RefSeq lists its product as hypothetical. NCBI's taxonomy places the organism in Eukaryota, Fungi, Basidiomycota, Tremellomycetes, Tremellales, Cryptococcaceae. The coding region runs from base 33 to 725 and encodes 230 amino acids. The transcript is spliced from 3 exons. The record is from RefSeq and is a predicted model, not a curated record.
GGCCUCCGAGAUCCAACGAGAUCAGCCUGUGUAUGUGCGAACUACUACACGUCUCUUUUCUUGCAUCUCCCAUCUUUUUCCGGCAUUCGAUUCGUCUACAACAAGAUAUCCGAGGGCUCCAGCUCCUCAGACUCCAGAUAUCGCCAGUCACCCAACACCCACUGUGCUUCUCACCCAUCUCUCACCAACCACCUCGUCUUGCGAAUAUCUUUCAAGCAAUGAGCCAGCCAUCUGAAGACGCUAUGGUCGGUGCGGUUGAUAUGGAGGGACAAACUACUGCGGCGUCGUUCAACGAUUCCACCGAGACAGCAAUCCAGCGGCCGGGCAAUGACUCUCACUCUGAAGAAGCGGUGAGCGAAGGCUCGUCAGAUCCUGGCGGCCCCGGUACGGACAUACCUCCUCAUGAGCAUCCCCAAGCCUCAGGAGGAGAAGGGGAAGAAGGAGACCAUAAGGGCGAUGCGAAAGGCGAAGAAUACCCUAAGCGCGAUGUCAUGGAAGAUGAGGCAGUUGAAGACGAUGUCAACCCGGGAGGCGGCGACGAGUCCGAUGACGGGUCCUCGGGAUAUGGUUCCGAUGAUGAUGCGGGUGGUGCUCGAUACCAGGCCAUGUACGAAUUCCUCAAGGAAAGGAAAGUGAAGUUUGUUCCUGUAGAAAAAAGAAUGUUCAGUGCAAUACUCGACAAUAUCAAGGCGUCAUACGAGGCUCGACGAGAGGGAGAGGCUUGAAUCCAAGUUCAUAUUGCAAUUCAAGCAAGAGACAUCCGUUUUUAUAUCCACUGUAUCAUAAUAAAUACAAAUCUUUCGAGCUCGAGGAGGAUGAACCGCCUGAUCUUAUCUAUGCCCUUUCAUUCGAGUUUUGCGGUCUAGGCCAAUUUGCCGGGACAACCUUCAUGCAAGCAGCCGAGUAUCUCAUGGGAAGCUAUACUGCAUGCGGCUGCUA